AUGGCAGUGAUGCAUCAAGCAAUACAUGCAAUACAUGGACUUGUAGUGCUGCUUCUUAGCGGGGUCUUUAUUUAUAAUUUGGUUAACGGAAUUAGCGGAUUAAACCAGACCGUACAAUCAUUUUCAGCGAAAACAAAUAGUUCCUUAGUUCCACCAGCGGUUACAUUAUGUAUUAAUAACCCCAAUUAUAACUUCAGUAUAACGGUUUAUGGAGUUAAACGUGUCAACAAAGAUUUUCUCUUUACCUAUGCACAGGAUUCGGGAGAGUUGGCAGCCAUAAGAGAGCUUGUGGCAAAAUGUUGGAUAUUUACAACCGGUACCGAGCCACUAAUACAAAGUCCACCACCUACACCCAAUGUACCGGAUAUGGUUCUCACCUACACCAGAGGACUUCUCAGUCAAAACGAUACUAACUCUCCGAUGUAUCUUAAUGUUUUCGAUCCUCUUGAACGAAGUUCACUGUUUCAGUACAAUCAAUUCUUGUAUCUAGAGGCAGAUGCAAAUAGAGUAAUUAGUUUUUCGAGAACUCAACAUAAGGAUAAAAAUGGUGUCAAACAUGAUAUUAAAUACAGCAUAAUGGACGAAUAUAGAGAUCCAAGUUGGACUUCUGGAUUAUCGGCAACCAGCAACAUUACAAUUCGAGCAGAUUCUUUUAUAAUUUUACAAACUGAAGAUAAUCCACGAUCAACCGGGUGGUCAAUAUUCCGAGAAAGUUUUACACUUUUCGGUGUACUAUACUCAUUCUAUCUUGCUCUGAUGGGCCCAGGAAAAUUUAGACCUUGGGGUCUAUUACAUAAAAUACUCAAUUAUCAUCAUAUUGAACAUAUUCCGUAUCGCAAUGUAAGUGAUGAUAGGGACAGUUCCCCGAUUGCAAAAGAAACUGGCGCACUUACUAACGAACCUAGAAUAGAAGAAAGAUUGGAUAUAUAUUUAUCAAGAUUUGACCGUGCAAAAUAUCAUUAA
This is a messenger RNA of Ambispora gerdemannii, 963 nucleotides long. The record is from the annotation of a GenBank genome assembly. NCBI's taxonomy places the organism in Eukaryota, Fungi, Glomeromycota, Glomeromycetes, Archaeosporales, Ambisporaceae.